Molecule: messenger RNA, 5095 nt
Organism: Propithecus coquereli (Coquerel's sifaka)
Lineage: Eukaryota; Metazoa; Chordata; Mammalia; Primates; Indriidae
Gene: COL4A5
Product: collagen, type IV, alpha 5
Exons: 49
Coding region: 1-4551 (1516 amino acids)
Cellular component (GO): basement membrane; collagen trimer
Molecular function (GO): extracellular matrix structural constituent
Source: RefSeq, a predicted model, not a curated record
AUGAAACUGCUUGGAGUGAGCCUGGCUGCCGGCUUGUUCUUACUGGCCCUGAGUCUUUGGGGGCAGCCUGCAGAGGCUGCGGCUUGCUAUGGGUGUUCUCCAGGAUCAAAGUGUGAAUGCAGUGGUAUAAAAGGGGAAAAGGGAGAGAGAGGGUUUCCAGGUUUGGAAGGCCAUCCAGGUUUGCCUGGAUUUCCAGGUCCAGAAGGGCCUCCAGGGCCUCAGGGACAAAAGGGUGAUGAUGGAAUUCCAGGGCCACCAGGACCAAAAGGAAUCAGAGGUCCUCCUGGACUUCCUGGAUUUCCAGGGACACCAGGUCUUCCUGGAAUGCCAGGCCAUGAUGGGGCCCCAGGACCUCAAGGUAUCCCUGGAUGCAAUGGAACCAAGGGAGAACGUGGAUUUCCAGGCAGUCCCGGCUUUCCUGGUUUACAGGGUCCUCCAGGACCUCCUGGGAUCCCAGGUAUGAAGGGGGAACCAGGUAGUAUAAUUAUGUCACCACUGCCAGGACCAAAGGGUAAUCCGGGAUAUCCAGGUCCUCCUGGAAUACAAGGCCCACCUGGUCCCGCUGGUAUACCAGGGCCAAUUGGUCCCCCAGGACCACCAGGUUUGAUGGGCCCUCCUGGUCCACCAGGACGUCCAGGACCAAAGGGGAAUAUGGGCUUAAAUUUCCAGGGACCCAAGGGUGAGAAGGGUGAGCAAGGUCUUCAGGGUCCACCUGGGCCACCUGGGCAGAUCAGUGAACAGAAAAGACCAAUUGAUGUAGAGUUUCAGAAAGGAGAUCAGGGACUUCCUGGUGACCGAGGACCUCCUGGACCUCCAGGAAUACGUGGUCCUCCAGGUCCUCCAGGUGGUGUGAAAGGUGAGAAGGGUGAGCAAGGAGAGCCAGGCAAGAGAGGUAAACCAGGAAAAGAUGGAGAGAAUGGCCAACCAGGAAUUCCAGGUUUGCCUGGUGAUCCUGGUUACCCUGGUGAACCUGGAAGGGAUGGUGAAAAGGGCCAAAAAGGUGACAUUGGCCCACCGGGGCCUCCUGGACUUGUAAUUCCUAGACCUGGGACUGGUGUAACUGUAGGAGAAAAAGGAAACAUGGGGUUACCUGGCUUGCCUGGAGAAAAAGGAGAGCGAGGAUUUCCUGGAAUACAGGGUCCACCUGGCCUUCCUGGACCUCCAGGGACUGCAGUUAUGGGUCCUCCUGGGCCCGCUGGAUUUCCUGGAGAAAGGGGUCAGAAGGGUGAUGAAGGUCCACCCGGAAUUUCCAUUCCUGGAUCUCCUGGACUUGAUGGACAGCCCGGGGCUCCUGGCCUUCCAGGGCCUCCUGGCCCUCCUGGCCCUCACAUCCCUCGUGGUGAUGAGAUAUGUGAAGCAGGCCCUCCAGGCCCUCCGGGAUCUCCAGGUGAUAAAGGACUCCAAGGAGAACAAGGAGUGAAAGGUCCUAAAGGCGAUCCAGGUCAGACCAUAACCCAGCCAGGGAAGCCUGGCUUGCCUGGUAACCCAGGCAGAGAUGGUGAAGUAGGUCUUCCAGGUGACCCUGGACUCCCAGGCCAACCAGGCUUGCCAGGAAUACCUGGUAGCAAAGGAGAACCAGGUAUACCUGGAAUUGGGCUUCCUGGACCACCUGGCCCCAAAGGUUUUCCUGGAAUUCCAGGACCUCCAGGAGCACCUGGGACACCUGGAAGAAUUGGUCUAGAAGGUCCUCCUGGGCCACCAGGCUUUCCAGGACUGAAGGGAGAGCCAGGAUUUGGAUUACCUGGGCCACCUGGGCCACCAGGACUUCCAGGUUUCAAAGGAGCACUUGGUCCAAAAGGUGAUCGUGGUUUCCCAGGACCUCCAGGUCCUCCAGGACGCACCGGCUUGGAUGGGCUACCUGGACCAAAAGGUGAUGUUGGACCAAAUGGACAGCCUGGACCAGUGGGACCUCCUGGGCUGCCAGGAAUAGGUGUUCAGGGACCACCAGGACCACCAGGGCUUCCUGGACCAAUAGGCCAACCUGGUUUACAUGGAAUACCAGGAGAGAAAGGGAAUCCAGGACCUCCUGGGUUUGAUGUUCCGGGACCCCCUGGUGAGAGAGGUAGUCCAGGGAUCCCUGGAGCACCUGGUCCUAUAGGACCUCCAGGAUCACCAGGGCUCCCAGGAAAAGCUGGUGCCUCUGGAUUUCCAGGUGCCAAAGGUGAAAUGGGUAUGAUGGGACCUCCAGGCCCACAAGGACCUUUGGGAAUUCCUGGCAGGAGUGGUGUUCCUGGUCUUAAAGGUGAUGAUGGCUUGCAGGGUCAGCCAGGACUUCCUGGCCCUGCAGGAGAAAAAGGUAGUAAAGGAGAGCCUGGCCUUCCUGGCCCUCCUGGACCAAUGGAUCCAAAUUUGCUUGGCUCAAAAGGAGAGAAGGGGGAGCCUGGCUUACCAGGUAUUCCUGGAGUUUCAGGGCCGAAAGGUCACCAGGGUUUGCCUGGAGACCCAGGGCAACCUGGACUGAGUGGACAACCUGGCUUACCAGGCCCAGCAGGUCCCAAGGGUAACCCUGGUCUCCCUGGACAGCCAGGACUUAUAGGACCUCCUGGACUUAAAGGAAACAUAGGUGAUAUGGGUUUUCCAGGCCCUCAGGGUGUGGAAGGAUCCCCUGGACCUCCUGGAGUUCCUGGACAACCUGGCUCCCCAGGAUUACCUGGACAGAAAGGAGACAAAGGUGAUCCCGGAGUUUCAGGCAUUGGUUUUCCAGGUCUUCCUGGCCCAAAGGGUGAACCUGGUCUGCCUGGAUACCCAGGAGACCCUGGUAUCAAAGGUUCUGUUGGAGAUACUGGUCUGCCUGGAUUGCCAGGGACCCCUGGAGCAAAAGGACAACCAGGCCUUCCUGGAUUCCCAGGAAUCCCAGGCCCUCCUGGACCAAAAGGCAUUAAUGGCCCUCCUGGGAACCCUGGCCUUCCGGGAGAACCGGGUCCUGUAGGUGGUGGAGGUCGUCCUGGGCCACCGGGGCCUCCAGGUGAAAAAGGCAAACCAGGUCAAGAUGGUAUUCCUGGACCCGCUGGACAGAAGGGUGAACCAGGUCAACCAGGCUUUGGAAUCCCAGGACCCCCUGGACUACCAGGACUUUCUGGCCAAAAGGGCGAUGGAGGAUUACCUGGCAUUCCAGGAAACCCUGGCCUUCCAGGUCCAAAGGGUGAAUCAGGUUUUCCUGGUUUCCCGGGUGUGCAGGGUCCCCCAGGCCCUCCUGGUUCUCCGGGUCCAGCUCUGGAAGGACCUAAAGGCAACCCUGGGCCCCAAGGUCCUCCUGGGAGACCAGGUCCUACAGGUUUUCAAGGUUCACCAGGCCCAGAAGGUCCUCGGGGUCUCCCUGGAAAUGGAGGUAUUAAAGGAGAGAGGGGAAACCCAGGCCAACCUGGGCAACCUGGCUUGCCUGGUUUGAAAGGAGAUCAAGGACCACCAGGACUCCCGGGUAAUCCUGGCCGGCCAGGUCUUAAUGGAAUGAAAGGAGAUCCUGGUCUCCCUGGUGUUCCAGGAUUCCCAGGCAUGAAAGGACCCAGUGGUGUACCUGGUUCACCUGGCCCUGAGGGGGAACCAGGACUUAUUGGUCCACCAGGUCCUCCUGGAUUACCUGGUCCUUCAGGACAGAGUAUUAUAAUCAAAGGAGAUGCUGGUCCUCCAGGGAUCCCUGGCCAGCCUGGAUUAAAAGGUCCACCAGGACUCCCAGGACCUCAAGGCUUACCAGGUCCAAUUGGCCCUCCAGGAGAUCCUGGACGCAAUGGACUCCCUGGCUUUGAUGGUGCAGUAGGACGCAAAGGAGACCCAGGCCUGCCAGGCCAGCCAGGUACCCGUGGUUUGGAUGGUCCUCCCGGGCCAGAUGGAUUACAAGGUCCCCCAGGUCCCCCUGGAACGUCCUUUAUUGCCCAUGGAUUUCUUAUCACACGCCACAGCCAGACAACAGAUGCACCACAAUGCCCGCAGGGAACAGUCCAGAUCUAUGAAGGCUUUUCUCUCCUGUAUGUACAAGGAAAUAAAAGAGCCCAUGGUCAAGACUUGGGAACGGCUGGCAGCUGCCUUCGUCGCUUUAGUACCAUGCCUUUCAUGUUCUGCAACAUCAAUAAUGUUUGCAACUUUGCUUCAAGAAAUGACUAUUCUUAUUGGCUGUCCACCCCAGAGCCAAUGCCAAUGAACAUGGAACCCCUAAAGGGCCAGAGCAUCCAGCCAUUCAUUAGUCGAUGUGCAGUGUGUGAAGCGCCAGCCGUGGUGAUUGCAGUUCACAGUCAGACCAUCCAGAUUCCCCGUUGUCCUCAGGGAUGGGAUUCUCUGUGGAUUGGUUAUUCCUUCAUGAUGCAUACAAGUGCAGGGGCAGAGGGCUCAGGUCAAGCCCUGGCCUCCCCUGGUUCCUGCUUGGAAGAGUUUCGCUCAGCUCCCUUCAUCGAAUGUCAUGGGCGGGGUACCUGUAACUACUAUGCUAACUCCUACAGCUUUUGGCUGGCAACUGUAGAUGUGUCAGACAUGUUCAGUAAACCUCAGUCAGAAACGCUGAAAGCAGGAGACUUGAGGACACGUAUUAGCCGAUGUCAAGUGUGCAUGAAGAGGACAUAACAUUUUGGAGAAUUCCUUGUGUGUUUUUAAAUGUGAUAUAUAUAUAAAAUUCCCAGGAUGCAAUGUCUCAUUCUCCCUAACUUUACCACUGCUGUCACCAAUGGUGCUACUAUAUAUGACCAAGAGAACAUGCUGACUAGUAACCAUGAAGAUUCAGAUGUACCUCAGGAUUGUGCCAGAGCAAGGUCUCUGUUAUUUUCUGUGAAAGAAAUAAGGAAAUGAAUUUACUUUUUGGGUCCAGAAUGACUUUCUCCAAGAAUUAUAAGAUGAAGAUUAUAUAUUUUGCCCAGUUACUUAAACAGCACAUUAAAAAUUCAAUUAAGAGAAGAAUCAUACUGAGUAAAAUAAAAGACUGAAGUUUGGGGGAAGAAUUAUUUUUCAUGGUGCUACUAAUCCUACUGUAUCCCAGGUUUUUAAUAUAAAAGUGUUAGGCUUAUUUUGCUCUGUAAGUAAAGAAUGUGUAUAUUGUGUAAACAGCCUUUUAUCUCAAAAUGUUGAGUCAUUUAGAUGUGACCUGGCAUGAAUCACUCUUUACAGAAAAUGU